Molecule: messenger RNA, 1359 nt
Organism: Neopsephotus bourkii (Bourke's parrot)
Lineage: Eukaryota; Metazoa; Chordata; Aves; Psittaciformes; Psittacidae
Gene: TAF7L
Product: TATA-box binding protein associated factor 7 like
Exons: 11
Coding region: 94-1149 (351 amino acids)
Biological process (GO): RNA polymerase II preinitiation complex assembly; transcription initiation at RNA polymerase II promoter
Cellular component (GO): transcription factor TFIID complex
Molecular function (GO): RNA polymerase II general transcription initiation factor activity
Source: RefSeq, a predicted model, not a curated record
GGCCCGGCGCUCGGACAGGCCGCAGGUCCCGCCCGUCGCGGGGCUGCCGUCACCCUGGGUUUCAGGCUUGGUGUUCCCGGCGAAGAAGGGGAGAUGAGUAAGGGCAAGGACGAUGCUCCGCAUGAGCUGGAGAGCCAGUUCGUGCUGCGGCUGCCGCCGGAGUAUGCCUCCACUGUGCGGCGAGCAGUACAGUCUGGGAAUGUCAACUUGAAGGACAGGCUUACCAUUGAGCUACACGCGGAUGGGCGCCAUGGGAUUGUCCGUGUGGACCGGGUGCCGCUGGCAGCCAAGCUGGUGGAUCUGCCCUGCAUCAUCGAGAGCUUAAAAACCAUUGACAAGAAAACCUUCUAUAAGACAGCAGAUAUAUGCCAGAUGCUUGUUUGCACUGUGGAUGGUGAUCUGUACCCCCCUUUGGAAGAGCAAACUGUGAGCACUGACCCCAAGGCAAACAAGAAGAAGGACAAGGACAGAGAGAAGAAAUUCAUCUGGAACCAUGGCAUCACUCUUCCCCUGAAAAAUGUACGGAAGAGACGAUUCCGGAAGACAGCUAAGAAGAAGUAUAUAGAGUCUCCUGAUGUGGAAAAAGAGGUGAAGCGUCUCCUGAGCACAGAUGCUGAAGCUGUCAGUGUCCGCUGGGAAGUCAUUGCUGAAGACGAAACAAAAGAAGUAGACAACCAUGGUUCGCUCACCAGCCUGGACAUCUCCUCCCCAGGGAUGUCAGGACAUAAGCAAGGCUCCUCAGAACAUGAUGAACUGCGGGAGAUAUUUAAUGAUAUCAGCAGCAGCAGUGAAGAUGAAGAUGAGAGGGAUCAUCAUGACGAUGAAGACCUGAACAUCAUGGACACUGAGGAUGACUUGGAGAGGCAGCUGCAGGACAAGCUGAAUGAGUCUGACGGGCAGCAACAGGAGAAUGAGGGCUCCAACCAGAUAGUCAUGGGGAUCCAGAAGCAGAUUGACAACCUGAAAAGUAAACUCCAGGAGACUCAGGACAGGAGGAAGCGCCAGGAAGAUCUCAUCAUGAAAGUGGAGAACUUGGCCCUCAAGACACGUCUCCAGGCCGUGCUAGAUGAGUUCAAGCAGCAGGAGGAGCGAGAGAAGCAGCAGAUGACAUCCCUGCAGGAGCAGCUGGAGUCCCUCAUGGAGAAGUGAGGAGCAGGCCGGGGUCUUUGUACCUGCGAGCAGAGCUGGAAGUGCCACGCUGAAGCCUGUGCUCUAGUCACACACCUCUGCUGCUGGGCAUGGCCAGUGCUGGGCUCACAUGUGUUUUUCUAGGCUUGGUUUGUGGAGCUAAAGAAUUGAACUAUGCCUGUGAGAGCAGCCAGAAUACGGGAUUUACUGGAAAUACUCAGCACCAUUUCC